GCCAACUAAGCUGGUUCAUGUGGUGAUUCAUGGCAUUAUUGACACACGCUCCCAUAUUUAAGUGUUUCUUUUCCCCGGAACUCCAUUAGCCAACUUUUCAGUUCAACUUUAACAUUUGGAUCAACCACAUCGCACCAAUCGGCGCACCAACCUCUCUGUUCAAACGAAUAAUAUCUUUCACCAUACAAUCAUCUAACGCGCGCGCGCGCGCACAUAAACAACCCCAUAUGAACACACAGAGACAUAGAUUAUGAUCCUGUAAGCUUCGUAAUGGAGAUGUGCUCGCAGUUGUACCUCAACCCCUGGAACGGUGUCUUGGAACUAACCAAGGCGUCCCAAGAACAGGGCUGCGACCCAUUAUUGUGGGCAAUUAAAGUGUCCUCAAAGUUGAGUUCUUUGGGGGUUUCUUUACCUUCUUCUGAACUAGCCAACCUUCUGGUAUCUCACAUUUGUUGGGAUAACAAUGUGCCCAUUGCAUGGAAGUUCUUAGAGAAAGCCAUGGCUCACAAGAUUGUGCCUUCGUUACUCGUUUUGGGCCUCCUCUCCACAAGGGUAAUGCCAUAUCGGCAUUCUCAUCCAGCAGCAUUUAGGCUUUAUAUGGAACUCCUUGAAAGACAUGCCUUCACGCUUAAACGAUAUUCAACUCUGCCAGAAUAUCAGAAGAUCAUGAAUUCAUUGGAUACUAUCCUUAAUUUCUCUCAGAUAUUUACUCUGCAAACGAAUGAGCCCGGUGUUCAUUUGGUCCAGUUCGUGUUUUCAAUUGUCUGGCAGUUAGUUGAUGCAUCAUUAGAUGAUGAGGGACUGCUGCAGCUUACUCCAGAGAAGCAAUCUAAAUGGCCGACUGAAACACAAGACAUGGAUGUAGAUCGCGAUGAUAGUUAUAAUGAGAAGAAGAAUGAACAUAGAGAGAGAUUGAAGGCUUAUAAUACCGUUAUGGCUAUAGAGUUGAUUGGGAAGUUUCUCAAAAAUAAAGUAACUUCCAGAAUUCUUUACUUGGCACGCCAAAACAUGUCUAUGGAAUGGGGAGGUUUUAUCCUGCGAAUUCAACUGCUCGCAAAAAAUUCAUUAGCCUUGAGAAAUUCAGAAGUUAUGACACCAGAUGGUCUUUUACAUUUGAUAUCAGAUAAGCAAAAAAACAUGUCUCAUUAUUGCUUGAAAAAUUCCUUGCAAGAGUUUCAUGGUAUACUACAAUCCACGCCCCUGAAUGAUUCUGCUGGUCUCUGUCUUGGAGUUGGUCGUUCUGCUUUUUGGCUUCCUCUUGAUUUGCUCCUAGAAGAUGCUAUGGAUGGUUAUCAAGUUUAUGCUACUAGUGCAAUUGAAAUGAUUGCUGGUGAAGUGAUUUCUGUCAUAAACCUCAGUAAAAAAUUGAUAUAUGUGGUGCCACCCCGUAUUUGCAUUUGCGAAUUUGAUAUUUUGGCUUGCGAUUUCUACCAAAUUUGUUGGCAUGGUAAUUGGAUAUGUGUAGAGGGAAGUGAGGGCUAUCCGACAGUAAGGAGGUCAGAUGGUUUUGGCGGUGGUUGGCCGGAGUUUUUUGGCUUCAAAGUGGUGGUCGAUUUGUGGCUUGAUGGAGCUGGUAAACCACUCGAUAUGUGUUGUUCUGUGGCUGCAUAUAUUCUUGUCACAGAAUCGUUUUUUAAUUUUUGUGACUUUUAG
This is a messenger RNA of Olea europaea var. sylvestris, 1653 nucleotides long. Its product is annotated as mediator of RNA polymerase II transcription subunit 33A-like. Lineage: Eukaryota; Viridiplantae; Streptophyta; Magnoliopsida; Lamiales; Oleaceae. The coding region runs from base 271 to 1653 and encodes 460 amino acids. The record is from RefSeq and is a predicted model, not a curated record. Gene Ontology annotation, cellular component: mediator complex. The transcript has 6 exons. Gene Ontology annotation, biological process: regulation of phenylpropanoid metabolic process.